Messenger RNA from Branchiostoma floridae (Florida lancelet), 1901 nucleotides. RefSeq names its product phytanoyl-CoA dioxygenase, peroxisomal-like. The transcript is spliced from 8 exons. The coding region runs from base 138 to 1121 and encodes 327 amino acids. Gene Ontology annotation, biological process: fatty acid alpha-oxidation. Gene Ontology annotation, molecular function: phytanoyl-CoA dioxygenase activity. NCBI's taxonomy places the organism in Eukaryota, Metazoa, Chordata, Leptocardii, Amphioxiformes, Branchiostomatidae. The record is from RefSeq and is a predicted model, not a curated record.
AUAAAAACGCUUUUGGCUCGAGCCUUUCGCACCUGCCUGUCGUCACGUCGCACCUGUCGGAAGGUGAACUCCAGACGCCCUUACACUUGUCAGAACACCUGAGCUGGACCAGCAGCUGCGCCUCCUCCUCUCCAGUCAUGGCUGACAGGUUGCUGACAGUUCUCCGUCACCUGGAACCUGGAAAGCCUCAUCAGGGCAUCUCCCCAAACCCAGUGUCAGCGACAAACUACCAGUACAGUCAGCCAUUCUCCAUCCUGUCUGAUGAACAGAGGAAGUUUUAUGAAAAAAAUGGAUUCCUGGUCAUCAAGAACCUUGUCUCUGGAGACAAAAUAGACAAAUACAAGGAGCGUUUCCAGAAGGUCUGCACAGGCGAAGUGAAGAUCCCAGGAGUCAUCAUCAUGAGGGAUGUGGCCAUCGCCAAGUCCGAGUUCGUGCCAGGGGAGCAUGCUGUGACCAAGAUACAGGACUGGAUGUUGGAUCCUGUUCUGUUUCAGUACUGCUGUGAUCCAGAGAUCCUGAAGUAUGUGGAAGCCUUCACUGGACCUGACAUAGCAGCGAUGCACACCAUGCUCAUCAACAAGCCUCCAGACCCAGGCUCCAAGUCAUCCCGCCACCCUAUGCACCAGGACCUGCACUACUUCCCCUUCCGUCCGGCAGACCGCGUCGUGUGCUCCUGGACUGCCAUGGAGAAGGUGGACCGGUCCAACGGCUGCCUGGUGGUGCUGCCUGGCUCACACACUGGGGACCUCAAGCAGCAUGACUAUCCUGAAUGGGAGGGAGGUGUAAACAAGAUGUACCACGGUGUGCGUGACUACUCUCCUGAUCACCCCCGUGUGCACCUGGAGAUGGAGAAAGGAGACACCGUCUUCUUCCACCCCAUCCUCAUCCACGGGUCUGGCAUGAACAGGACACAGGGGUUCAGGAAGGCCAUCUCUUGUCACUAUGCCAGUAACCACUGCUACUACAUCGAUGUGGAAGGGACAACUCAGGAGAACAUUUCUGAUGAAACUCUUGCACUAGUCAGGAGAAGGCUUGGUGACAAUGUUAACCUGUCUUUCAAGGAUGUGUGGCGCCUGCGUGCACGACUGGUGAAGGGACAGCCUGGAAACAUUGUGGAAUAACAGAAUUACAAACAAAUAAAUCCUAGCAGCUUUUGCUUCCAAAAUUCUGAACACAUAAAUCCUAUCAGCUUUUGCUUCAAACAGCCAACAGCAACAAGAUAUCAUAGUUUGUAUUGAAGAAAUAAGCUGAAGAGAAUGCAUCUCAUUCUUGAGCAUACAUCCUGUGUGCUACAGUUUUGUCUGGUUGUUUGGCAAUAGCUCGGGAGGAAUAGUUUGUGGUUACAAAAUUGAAGUGUAAGUGAAAUGGAUAACAUAUGAAUAAUAUGAAUAGAAAUAUAUGAAUUAUAAUUUUAUCCAAGUACAGGAUGUAUUUUCUUGUAAUAAGUCUGAAGUCAGUCAAGAUCCAAAUGAAACAGCAAAAGUCUGAUAUAGUCUUAUCAAAUAGAGAAGUAAUUUUAAUGUAUAUAAGUUAAGUGUAUGACAAAACAAUUGAUUAUAAGCAGCAACAUUUUCCGCCUGCACCUAAACGUUUAUAUGCAUGAUGUGCAUAAUGGAGUGUUUAACAUAUUAACAUUAGUAAGGCAGUAGGUAAAAUGUUUCAAACCGCUGAAACUAUCAUAUCUUUCAGCAUUGUAUAUUUGAAAUGUACAGCUAAAGUCUCAUGAGAAGCGGUUACUGAAUUAUGUUAUGAUAAAACAAUUUAUCUGGUCUAAUAGAUGCCAAGGUGUUGCACAAAUGUAAACUUUAAGGAUGUUAUGAUGAAUGGAUCUAUAUAUGACAGAUAACAUGCAGUCUUUUAUGGAGUAUGACAGUUGACAAUAAAUAAUGAAGCAAACUUGA